AUGAAUAAUGGUAGUGGUGGGGUUGGUCCUGCGGGUGGAUCUCCGCAACAGUCGUCCAAAAUUACGGACAACGGUUCUCCGUUUCUAACGACGGAAAUUCUGAGUGAUGCAGUGACUACAACUUCUUUGGACGCAUCGUGUGCUUCGCCUUCCCGAUUAGUAUCCCAUCGACUGUCGCAUACUUCUUUGUCUCGGCCGCUCACGCCGCUCUUUCUUCAUUCGCCCGCUCUGGGCUCGUCUCUCCCAAGCAGCCCAAAGUCUAUCUCUUCCAAAUCGUAUCGCCAUUCAGACGAAGAAUCGGUCCUCGACGACGCAGUGAGCCAAGCAAUGUCGAGUGGUGAAGACGAGGGCGAUUCGCCGAACGAGUCCUCGAUGCAAAGCAGUGCGCCACAACUCAUCAUGCCCAGUAUUCAAAUGCCUAGUCGGCGACCUUUUACUGAAAGAGGUAGGAAUAUGGGGCGCUUGAAGGUAUUGAUUGCUGGUGAUUCAGGAACUGGCAAAUCGUCCUUAAUUAAAUCUAUUGUUCAAACAUGUGAAGAUAUCGUGCACGUUGACCCGCUCAGUCCAAGUUUACCGACUCUACCACGAAAGUCUAGCACAAAGAGUAAUGAUGCGGCCAAACGCAAUAGCACAAAGGAAGUCGAGGAGGUAUAUGCUAGUACGAAGGCAUAUCCAUCUUGGUGGUCAGAUUUGGAGGAGAGUAGGAUACUACGGAGAAGGAAAGGCUCAGGCGAUGUCGUUCUCGAAAGGAACCUUUGUUUUGUCGACACGCCUGGCUACAGUAAUGGCACGGCUUUUCUGGACAACGUCGACUCUGUAAUCCAAUAUGUUGAAUCCCAGUUGUUUCGAACCGCUUCGAUGAUUAAUCUCAGCGAUGGCGAUAUCCUUGGCCUUCUCAGUGGAUCCGGUGGAGCACAGGUUGACGUUGUCUUCUAUCUCAUUCAAAAUGGUCUAAAAUCCGUAGAUAUCGAGUAUCUCCGCCGACUCUCCCCUCUAACCAACGUAAUACCACUUAUUUCCAAAGCGGAUAUCUCUACACAUGAAAACAUACUCAACCUCAAAAAAUCGAUACUUGCAGGACUCCAGGCCGCUGAUAUCCGCCCGUUCCUCUUCGGACGAUCUUUGGACGAUGUAAUGCAAUGCCCUGGCGCUUUUGCGCCUUACGCUGUGUCUUCCGCUACCUCCAAUGAUGCAGACAAUAUGGAUGCAAGUGUGCUUAUGAGUCCAGACUAUAUGCCACCGUUGGUGGAGACGGAGCUCAGAGCCCUGGUUGCACGAACUUUCGACAACAUACCUUGGCUGCGUCAUGCUGCGGCUAAGAAAUUCGUUCAGUGGCGGCAUCAUGCUUUGGCCAGCUCUAUGCUUUCUCAAAGCCUAACUACGUCCGUCCAGAAGAGCUCUUCCAAGCCUACGUCUCCCAAUGCCUCGCAAGCAUCUUCAAUUCUUGUUGCCUCCUCUGCGACAACGCCAUCUCAGGUUCUUGUCACCCAUGGCCGUGGCGCUUCCUCUUACGCCUUGGCAAGAGUCGCCGAUCACAAACAACGAGAGGAGCAUCUAGCACAGCUCAGCCUGGCAAAAUGGGCCAAUGAUUUGCAGCGGAGUCUGCAGAAUGAGAGGGAGAGAUUCGAAGCGUUAGCCAGAGGAGAGAGAGCUGUGUGGCUCACACAAAGGCUAGGUGAAUGUGUGAUUGAUGGCACGCUUCUUCCUGCUUCACUCGAGCACAGUGUUGCAUUAGUGAAGCAAACCGCCCACCGAGGCCCUAAGUCUUCCACGGGCAAAGAGAGAAGCGGUGCCAUGGUGAAUCCUCAUGACCCUCUUGGAUUGCUCCAAUGGAAUGAGGAUUUCAAGAGGCGCAGCUGGUUGGCCCUUCAGGUACUAGGCAGCUGCGGAGUGAUUGGGGGUCUUAUUGUUUGGCUCGGAAGGAACUGGUUCAUGAAUGGAGGAUCUUUGGUCAACUUGAACAGGUCAUGGUGGAUGGCCAACGAUAACGUCCGAUGGCGCAUUGGGAGCACUCUGCCCCGUCAUAGGGAAGACGUUCGGUUUCGCAUUCGUGCUUUUAUGAAAGCACUUAAUGGCGCGCAAAUUUCUGACAAGAUGUGGUUGACGUGGUGCUGCAAUUCGGUGAUUCGAAGCUUCUCUGAUAUUCAUUUCCCUUAUAGGUUAUUGAUCGACAUUCAUACCUUUCCCCUUCCCACUCUAUUCUCUCCAUUGCCUCGUUUGCCGGUUUCUACUUUUGAGUUCCAGGCUGAGAUCUCUCAGCUUCUUUCCCUCAUCAUCAACACUGUCUACUCCAACAAGGAGAUCUUCCUUAGAGAACUCAUUUCCAACGCCUCCGACGCCUUGGACAAGAUCCGCUAUGAGGCUCUUUCUGACCCCAGCAAGCUCGACUCCGGCAAGGACCUGAGAAUCGAUGUUAUUCCCGACCCGGUCAACAAGACUCUUACCAUCCGGGAUACCGGUAUUGGUAUGACCAAGGCUGACCUUGUCAACAACCUCGGUACCAUUGCCCGCUCUGGUACCAAGCAGUUCAUGGAGGCCCUUAGCGCUGGUGCCGACAUUUCCAUGAUUGGUCAGUUCGGUGUCGGUUUCUACUCCGCCUACCUUGUUGCCGACCGCGUCACCGUUGUCUCCAAGAACAAUGACGACGAGCAGUACGUCUGGGAGUCCAGCGCCGGUGGUACCUUCAAGAUCACCCAGGACACUGAGGGCGAGCAGAUCGGCCGUGGUACCAAGAUCAUUCUUCACCUCAAGGAUGAGCAGACUGAGUACCUUCAGGAAGCCAAGAUCAAGGAGGUUGUCAAGAAGCACUCCGAGUUCAUCUCCUACCCCAUCUACCUCCACGUCUUGAAGGAGACCGAGAAGGAGGUCCCUGAUGAGGAAGCCGAGGAGACCACCGAGGGCGACGAGAAGAAGCCUAAGGUUGAGGAGGUCGACGAGGAUGAGGAGAAGAAGGAGAAGAAGACCAAGACGGUCAAGGAGUCCAAGAUCGAGGAAGAGGAGCUUAACAAGACUAAGCCCAUCUGGACUCGCAACCCUCAGGACAUCGGCCAGGAAGAGUACGCUUCCUUCUACAAGUCCCUCUCCAACGACUGGGAGGACCACCUUGCUGUGAAGCACUUCUCCGUCGAGGGUCAGCUUGAGUUCCGUGCUAUCCUCUUCGUCCCCAAGCGCGCUCCCUUCGACCUCUUCGAGACCAAGAAGACCAAGAACAACAUCAAGCUCUACGUCCGCCGUGUCUUCAUUACCGAUGAUGCUACUGACCUCAUUCCUGAGUGGCUCGGUUUCAUCAAGGGUGUUGUCGACUCUGAGGAUCUUCCUUUGAACCUUUCUCGUGAGACUCUUCAGCAGAACAAGAUCAUGAAGGUCAUCAAGAAGAACAUUGUCAAGAAGACUCUUGAGCUCUUCGGCGAGAUCGCCGAGGACCGUGAGCAGUUCGACAAGUUCUACUCUGCCUUCAGCAAGAACAUCAAGCUCGGUAUCCACGAGGACUCCCAGAACCGCCAUGCUCUUGCCAAGCUCCUCCGCUACAACUCCACCAAGUCUGGUGAUGAGAUCACUUCUUUCGCCGACUACGUCACCCGCAUGCCCGAGCACCAGAAGCAGAUCUACUACAUCACUGGCGAGUCUCUCAAGGCUGUCCAGAAGUCUCCCUUCCUUGACUCUCUCAAGGAGAAGAACUUCGAGGUUCUCUUCCUUGUUGACCCUAUUGACGAGUACGCCAUGACUCAGCUCAAGGAGUUCGACGGCAAGAAGCUCGUCGACAUCACCAAGGACUUCGAGCUUGAAGAGUCUGAGGAAGAGAAGAAGGAGCGUGAGGCUCUCGAGAAGGAGUACGAGGAUCUUGCCAAGAGCCUCAAGAACGUCCUUGGCGACAAGGUCGAGAAGGUUGUCGUCAGCCACAAGCUUCUCGGUGCCCCUUGCGCCAUCCGUACUGGCCAGUUCGGCUGGUCUGCCAACAUGGAGCGUAUCAUGAAGGCUCAGGCUCUCCGUGACACCUCCAUGAGCUCGUACAUGUCUUCCAAGAAGACCUUCGAGAUCUCCCCCAAGUCUCCCAUCAUUCAGGAGCUCCGCAAGAAGGUUGAGGCUGACGGUGAGAAUGACCGCACUGUCAAGUCCAUCACCCAGCUUCUCUACGAGACUUCUCUCCUUGUCUCUGGUUUCACCAUUGACGAGCCCGCCAGCUUCGCCGACCGCAUUCACAAGCUCGUCUCUCUCGGUCUCAACAUUGACGAGACUGCCGAGCCUACCGAGGAGAAGGCUGAGGAGGCUGCUCCGGCUGAGGCGGCUGGUGAGAGCACCAUGGAGGAGGUUGACUAA
Molecule: messenger RNA, 4317 nt
Organism: Xylona heveae TC161
Lineage: Eukaryota; Fungi; Ascomycota; Xylonomycetes; Xylonales; Xylonaceae
Product: HSP90-domain-containing protein
Exons: 6
Coding region: 1-4317 (1438 amino acids)
Biological process (GO): protein stabilization; protein folding; cellular response to heat
Cellular component (GO): plasma membrane; perinuclear region of cytoplasm; protein-containing complex
Molecular function (GO): ATP binding; ATP-dependent protein folding chaperone; ATP hydrolysis activity
Source: RefSeq, a predicted model, not a curated record